Molecule: messenger RNA, 3227 nt
Organism: Labeo rohita (rohu)
Lineage: Eukaryota; Metazoa; Chordata; Actinopteri; Cypriniformes; Cyprinidae
Gene: cunh6orf89
Product: chromosome unknown C6orf89 homolog
Exons: 8
Coding region: 409-1344 (311 amino acids)
Cellular component (GO): Golgi membrane; nucleolus
Source: RefSeq, a predicted model, not a curated record
CGCUCGUGAACGCGCAGAUGAGUGUCGCGCGCAGCUCAGGCAGCUCGAGCAGUGCUAACGUGAUCGAGUGAGUGAAAUAACUCACUAAACUGCCGGAAAUCACCGUCAAAUCAUCGUCAAACCGCCCGGACGCGACGAGCUCGUCAGUCAUGAAGGCAAACGCGUUCUCCCGGGAUUUAGGAUAGAAACACGGAACAACACACAACUCAGAUACAAACAGCACUCACACACACAUCAUAACACACACAGUCACCUGACUAAAUACACACCUGCAGUUCUUUCCACACUCUUCUUCUUCCUUCUGCUGAUGAUGAAGAUGAUGAUGGUGCUGGUGAUGAAGAUGAGGCCCUGACUCACACACACUCACACACUCAUACACACACACACACACACACACACUGAUAUAUCAUGGGCUCGUCUCUCAGUGAACCCUGCAUCUAUGAUAAGCUGUCGGAGAGCAUCGACAUCCUGCGGCAGUCCGGAUACCGCUAUGGGAUGUCCGAGAGAGAGAUCGAGAAGUUCAUCAAGCAGGUGCUGGAGACCAACGAGCCUCGCAGGGACCCGCCGCAGUUCCCCAUCCUGAGGGCCACCAUCAAGUUGGUGUUGGCGGUGGGUGUUCUGCUGAUCGCGGUGCUGGUGUUCACGUAUCCUUACAGCCCACCGCUGCUGGACUCCAUGAGCGCGGCAGGACUCAACAGCUCGUCUCCUCUCAGUCACGCGCGCCUGCUAGAGCUGCCCAUCGCCAGGAAACACAACCUGCACAGUUUUCACGAGUGGUGGGCGUCCGGCGCGCUGCAGAUGCCACAUGUGUACUGCUCGGCCUGCGCAGGCGUGACGGCAGCGCUGCAGCUGAGAACAUCAGUGGGGAUCAACAGACAGACACAGACGCAGCCGCUUCUGCUCAAGGGUGGAGAGUCUCUGUCUCGGCGUGUGUCUCAUCUGGAGCAGUUCUCACGGCCGCAGACGGUCACGCCGACACCUGCCAACUUCACCCUGCUCUGGAGUUUCUCAUCCAGUCCCAGAGAGACCGUUCUCCAGUGGUUGUUUCCGGACACUGAGCUCUGCCCUCUGCUGGAGAACACGGGAACGACACUACAGCGCUGCCAGAUCACCGACAGCACGAAUGCACAACACACGCGCGUACAAGUGUUGGGUUGGCUGGUGGUGGCCGAAGGUUCUCCGUCGGUUCGUGUUCUUCCCGUCCAGCGAUGCCAAAACUACUGCAGCUCCUUCAGCCUGUGGCUGGAGCCAGGAGACAUGGUUUAUGCCGACCCGCGCUACUGGCUGAUGGAGCUUUUCCCGUCCGGAGGUCAGAGCGUGUUGUGUGACGGCCCCGUUCUCUGAGACACACCUCUGUGUGCCGUGACUGAUACGGACACAUUCAGCUCUCACCAGAGCUUAUAACGUCACACACGGCAGCACAUGAAGAUGAUAGAUAUAUCAGGACGCUGCUGCCCCUCAGAUGUGUUCAGGAAGUGAAGUCGGCUCUUCGUUUCUCUUUCUUCAGACGUGAUUGAUUCUGACGGUCUUUCUGCUGAGCUUCUGUGAUCUUCAGUUCCGGUGAUGUUUUCGGGAUCUUCACGCAAGACGCUCAGGAACACGCUCGCUCAUGUUUCACCACAAGAAAUAACAGAAAUUGUAUUUUGUUUAAAGAAAAUCAAAACUAUUUUAUUACAUUUUGAGAUUAUUUUCAUGACGAUUAAGCACGUUUUGUUGAAAAAUUACUGGGAUGCAAAAAAUGCAAAAAGUUCUCAUUACUGUAAUGCUAUUAAAUAAUAUAUAAAUUAAAUUGUAAAUUAUUUCUACGUUGCGGUAGUACUUGUUGAAGACAGUUUAAUUUUAGUAGAUGCUAUUAUUUCUGUGAUGAGAACAAUAUUAUUUUUUUGGUGAAAAUGUUUUUCUCUCUUGGUAUAGAAAAAACUGUAACGGUAAUGACACUAAGUAAAUAUUUUUCAUUAUGGUAAUGAGAACUAGAAGUUUCCUGUUAAAAAUAAUCUUCCAUAUUUAUGUAUAAUUUUAUGUAUAAUGUUAAUAAGAAUUACAAUAUAUUUUGCAUUAUGGUAAUGAGAAAUUGAAUUUUUUUCCUGUAUUACAGUAAUGAGAGAAAUAUUUUUUGUUUAAAAUAAUUUUUCCAUAUGGUAAAUGUUUUUUUUUUUUUUGUAACGAUGGUAAUGAGAAUAUAUUUCUCAUUAUGGUAAUGAACAAGGUUUUUUUCUGUAUUACGGUAAUGAGAACUAGAAUUUUUUUUGUUCAGAAUCAUUUUCCACAUGGUAAAUGUUUAUUUUAUGAUGGUAAUGAGAAUGAGAAUAUAUUUUUUCAUUAUGGUAAUGAAAAAGAUUUUUUUUCUGUAUUAUGGUAAUGAGAACAAGAUUUUUUCUGUGUUAUGAUAAUGAGAACUAGAAUUGUUUUUGUUUAGAAUAUUCUCCCAUAUUAUGGUAAAUCUGUUUUUUUUUUUUUUUUUUUUUUUUUUUUUUUGUUAAUGAGACGUAGUAUAAAUUUUUCAUUACGGUAAUGAGAAUGAGGAUUUCUUCUGUAUUACGGUAAUGAAAUCUCUUUUUUUUUGUUCAAAAUCAUUUUCCAUAUAGUAAAUACGUUUUUUUUUUAUAUGACGGUAAUGAGAAUGAGAAUAUAUUUCUCAUUAUGGUAAUUAGCGAGAUUUUUUUUUCUGUUUUACAGUAAUAAGCAAGAAAUGUUUGUGUUUAUCACGUUAAUGACAUUGAGAAUGUUUUUGUGUAUUAAGGUAGCAAGAACAUUUUCUUUUGUAUUACACUAAUAAGGAGAAUUUUUUUUUCCAUUGUGGUAAUGGUGAUGAAUAAUAAUAACAUGAAUGUGUGGGGAAACGUGUUUUAUUGUCAUGAAUAUAAUCUCAGUUCCGAAACGUGAGCCGCACGUGUUCCACGUGAGAUCCGCCCACCUGCGGAUCAGCCAAUCAGAGCACUUUAAAUGUUGGUCAUCAGCCGAUGAUGUCAUAUCCUGAUGUAGCGCCACGCUGCUGUCAUUGGAUGAACUCUCCACCAAUCAGAGUCGAGCGACGUAGCGUCGUCAGAUCGUGCCGACGGUUUAAUAUAGCCAAUGUUUUUUGUUUUUUUUUGUUCUCUGGAGUCUAAUCAUUGUAAAUAAUGAGAGUAAGAUGCAGAUUAUGUGAUUUACUAAUAUGAUUCAGAGAUUUAUGUCGAUUGUGAUUUUACUGCAGGAUUUACACAGUAAACAAAAGCUGCUGUUCAUAA